Molecule: messenger RNA, 1138 nt
Organism: Tinamus guttatus (white-throated tinamou)
Lineage: Eukaryota; Metazoa; Chordata; Aves; Tinamiformes; Tinamidae
Source: RefSeq, a predicted model, not a curated record
AGGCAGGUGGUAAGAAGCUGCGGAGUACAGUGCAGAGGAGCACGGAGACGGGGCUGGCUGUGGAGAUGAGGAACUGGAUGACACGUCAGGCCAGCCGGGAAUCCACGGACGGGAGCAUGAACAGCUACAGCUCGGAAGGAAAUUUGAUUUUCCCUGGCGUGAGGUUGGCCGCAGACAGCCAGUUCAGUGAUUUUCUGGAUGGACUUGGUCCUGCUCAGCUUGUAGGGCGUCAGACUUUGGCGACACCAUCUAUGGGAGAUAUCCAGGUGGGAAUGAUGGACAAGAAAGGACAGUUGGAAGUAGAAAUAAUUCGAGCCCGUGGCCUUGUUGUCAAACCAGGUUCAAAGACACUGCCAGCACCAUAUGUAAAGGUGUAUCUAUUAGAAAAUGGAGUCUGCAUAGCCAAAAAGAAAACAAAGGUAGCAAGAAAAACACUGGAACCGCUUUAUCAGCAACUUCUAUCAUUUGAAGAAAGUCCCCAAGGAAAAGUUUUACAGAUAAUUGUUUGGGGAGACUAUGGACGUAUGGAUCACAAAUCCUUUAUGGGAGUGGCACAGAUACUUUUAGAUGAACUGGACCUGUCCAACAUGGUGAUUGGGUGGUUCAAACUUUUCCCUCCUUCUUCCCUAGUAGACCCAACUUUAGCUCCUCUCACUAGAAGAGCCUCCCAAUCCUCUCUGGAAAGCUCAACGGGACCUUCGUACGCUCGCUCAUAGCAGCUGUGAAACUGUUCUCAUAGCAACCAGCGUUCCAAAAAAUAAAAAAACAACACAAAAAUCACAGGUCGCCAACCCUGGUAACACUGCAUGCUUAAUGUUGUGUCUUCUGAGCCUGUUUCUAGGGCUACAACGCGAUCCUGUGUUCUCAAGGAAGUUGCACACAUUGUGCCCUAUGGAAGGCCCUCAGGUGAAGGACUGACCUGGUAAUGGACUGACAGGUUUGGAGUUCAGGGACACUCAAGUUUGGUCCAACCCGAAGCCAUGGACCAAACUAAAAGAAUCAAUCUGUUUCAUGCAACAAAAGUCCUUUUCAAUGGCAUAUCUAUUUUGUUGCUCCUGUUUCUUUAUUUAUCCGCCCUCCCUUUCCUGAAGCUUGGUUAUGCCACAGAAACAGAGUUUCCCUCCCUUGAAGUCCUGUC